AUGUUUAGCCUAUUUAAGAUAAAACAACAAACUAUUUUGGACAAUAUAAGCGGCGGUAUUGUUAUGAAUACAAUGACAGCAUUGAUGGGACCGUCGGGUGCGGGAAAGACAACGCUAUUAAAGUGUUUAAACGGUCAGAAUGUAAAUGGUUUAAGUGAAAACUCAAAGAUCUAUGUAAAUUCAAAAGAACUAAGACCUUGUUUCAUCCAAUCGGAUGUUUGUGAACACUUGUUAUCGGGACUGACUGUAAGACAAACCCUAUUAUACGCGUCGAGACUUAAGAACUCAAGAAUUAUGGAUCAAUUAAAUGACACUAAAAUAAUGGAGGAACUGAUGUCAGAUCUGAUGAUCAGCGAUACGGCAGACAAUAGGGUCGAGACGUGUAGUGGAGGCGAACAAAAACGUAUAGUAAUUGCCUGUGAAUUGACUUCUCAUAUAAAGCCUAAUAUGUUAUGCAUUGACGAACCGACGAGUGGUCUCGACAGCAAUGCCGCAGAAGUGGUAAUAAACUGUUUAAAAGCGUUGUCCCGAAGACAUGAGAUGACAAUCAUUGCAUCCAUACAUCAACCAAACAAUGAUUUGUUUAAUAUGUUUGACAACAUCUAUGUGUUGGCCAAAGGAGGUGUUUGUCUGUAUUCAGGAGUUCCCCAACAUUUGAGACAACAUCUCAAUGAUUGUCACAUUGAAUGCAAUGAAAAUCAAGUGCCGAUUGAAGUGUUGCUAAAAUUUGCCUCAAAUGAGAAAAAUGAUAUUCCCGACGGCUGUCGUGAACUCAUAUUUGACAUUCACUACAAUCAAACACUGGAAGACAUAUACAAAGAAUCUCUCAUUAAAGAAAAUAUUAAAUUUAAUGUAUCUUUACUUCUUUCGGUGGCAUUCGUUGUAUUACUCGUAAUGUCUGCCACUUUUGGCACAGACUUUAAGGUUGGUUUAGUACCGGCGCCUACCUCUGGACCCGAACAAUAGUAGAUGUCAUACCUAUACUAAUAGCUCUACCAAUUUAUUGCUGGAUUAUUAAUCUCUAUAAAACUACCGCUUUCUAUGUGUUUUCAUUUGCAUUGAAUUUACUAAUUAUUUUAUGCACGC
This is a messenger RNA of Medioppia subpectinata, 1086 nucleotides long. Lineage: Eukaryota; Metazoa; Arthropoda; Arachnida; Sarcoptiformes; Oppiidae. The record is from the annotation of a GenBank genome assembly.